Molecule: messenger RNA, 2479 nt
Organism: Hevea brasiliensis (rubber tree)
Lineage: Eukaryota; Viridiplantae; Streptophyta; Magnoliopsida; Malpighiales; Euphorbiaceae
Product: BTB/POZ domain-containing protein At1g03010-like
Exons: 4
Coding region: 342-2264 (640 amino acids)
Molecular function (GO): protein binding
Source: RefSeq, a predicted model, not a curated record
UAGCUGCAUUAUAAACACUCAUUAAAGUAUAUUUCAAGUCAUUACCACUCCUUGAUCUUGCAUGUGACUUUCACCUCACUCUUCUUCCUGCUUUCUCUUUCACCAUAGAAAAAGAGAGAGAGAGAGAGAUGUGUCCUAAAACAACCCUUUGUCUGCAGCAGAAUAAUAAAUCUUGUUUUGGGUUUGUAGCUGACAAAAGAGAUGGUUUUUUAGAAACAAUUUUGAUUCUUUGAAAGGGAGACACUUGGUAGUGGGGUUUGUGGUGGUGCAGCACUUUCAAAGAGAAUCAUCUAAGGGCUGAAUAGUCAGUUUUUUUUUUUUUUUUUUUUUUUUGGGAAGAGAUGGGUGUUGUUACGGUUGCUGAAUUGAAGCCUAGCAUAUCAGGGAAGAGAUCAUUUCGUCCAAGUUCUAGCAUAAGGCAUGCUACUGAAUGUUCCACUUCAAUCAUUCUACCAUCUUGCAGGCCAAUUUCGGAUGUUUCUAGCGAUCUUACUGUUGAAAUUGGAGCAUCAAGCUUUGCACUUCACAAGUUCCCUCUUGUAUCUCGGAGUGGAAGAAUUCGAAAACUGUUGUUAGAAGCAAAAGAUUCAAAAGUUUCACGCAUCAAUAUACCUGCUGUUCCGGGUGGAGCAGAAGCCUUUGAACUUGCUGCAAAGUUCUGCUAUGGCGUAAAUGUUGAUAUUACACUGUCAAAUGUUGCUAUACUAUUGUGUGCAGCGCAUUUCCUGGAAAUGACAGAAGAUUUUGCAGAGAAAAACCUGGAAGCUCGAGCUGAAGCUUAUUUAAAGGAGAUGGUGCUCCCAAACAUAUCGAGUUCGAUUUGUGUUCUUCAUCGCUGUGAAGUACUAUUGCCUAUAUCAGAAGAGAUCAACCUAGUUAGCAGACUUGUCAAUGCAAUUGCAAGCAAUGCGUGCAAAGAGCAGCUCACCUCUGGCUUGCUAAAACUUGACCAUAACUUCCCAGCAAAACAAGCAAACAUCGAACCUGAAACACCAUCAGAAUGGUGGGGCAAAGCACUCACAGUUCUCAAUCUUGAUUUCUUCCAACGAGUUUUAUCUGCAGUAAAAUCAAAGGGUCUGAAACAGGAUAUGAUUAGCAAGAUUUUGAUAAAUUAUGCUCAUAAUUCUCUUCAAGGCCUCGUUGUAAGAGACCCUCAUUUGGUUAAAGGAAGUCUCCUGGAUUUGGAGUUGCAGAAGAAACAAAGGGUCAUUGUUGAAGCAAUAGUUAGCUUAUUACCAACCCAAUCAAGGAAGAGUCCAGUACCAAUGGCCUUUCUUUCAAGUUUGUUGAAAACUGCAAUAGCAGCAUCAGCAACUACUUCUUGCAGAUCCGAUUUGGAGAGGAGGAUUGGUCUUCAAUUGGAUCAGGCAAUUCUUGAAGAUAUCCUAAUUCCAGCAAAUUCACAUGGAAACAGCCACAGCACCAUGUAUGACGCAGAUUCAAUCUUGAGGAUCUUCUCCAUGUUCCUUAACUUGGAUGAAGAUGAUGACGAAGACAAUCACUUGCGGGAUGAAAGUGAGAUGGUUUAUGAUUUUGACAGUCCUGGAUCUCCUAAACAGAGCUCAAUUCUUAAGGUAUCAAAGUUACUGGACAACUAUCUUGCAGAAGUUGCACUAGACUCAAACUUGAUGCCAUCAAAAUUCAUAGCACUAGCAGAAGUACUUCCAGACCAUGCUCGUAUAGUCAGUGAUGGAUUGUACAGAGCUGUGGAUAUCUUUCUCAAAGUUCAUCCAAACAUUAAAGAUUCUGAAAGAUACAGACUGUGCAAAACAAUAGACUGUCAGAAACUAUCUCAGGAAGCCUGCAGCCACGCAGCGCAAAACGAAAGAUUACCGGUACAGAUGGCAGUGCAGGUGCUAUAUUUCGAGCAGAUAAGGCUGAGGAAUGCAAUGAAUGGAGGGCACAACCAGUUUUUCUUCGGAGCAAUAAACGGUCAAUUCCCUCAAAGGUCGAGCAGUGGAGCAGGAAGUGGAGCUAUUUCUCCGAGAGACAAUUAUGCAUCAGUAAGAAGAGAGAACCGAGAGCUGAAGCUUGAAGUUGCAAGAAUGAGGAUGAGACUGACAGACCUUGAAAAGGAUCACGUGUCAAUGAAACAAGAGCUUGUAAGGACUCAUCCUGCGAAUAAGCUGUUCAAAUCAUUCACCAGAAAAUUAGGCAAGUUGAAUUCGUUAUUCAGAAUAAACGGUCUAAAGCCAAAAGGGGGCAAGUCUAAUUCAGAAGCAAGAUUCUUGCUUCAGAAAAGAAGGCGUCAUUCGGUUUCCUGACUGUAAAUAAAAAUGCGUGUAUGAUAAAGGGACUAAAAAAAGAGUGUAUAGGGUAAGAAGUAUAGUGUGAUUUUGUCUAAUGUCCAACAGUCCAGCUCCUUCUCGGUGGGUUUUGGAUUGUUGAUUCUGAGUUGCCAUGUUUAGUCAUCGUGAUUGCUCGUUUGACUUUAAUUAUUUAUUUAUCUUUUCUUUCAAUGGACUCUUCAAGGCAGGCA